UUUGGGCGUCCCGGUUGCAUAGAAACCAAUCGACACGAGCUUUCUGCGUUGACAAUACAAACCCAACAGUUUGUGGAUAUUUUACGGUGAGAAGACUAUAUCAAUGAUAUAAAUGCUACAUGCAGUCAUCGUGACAUCUUAGUAAAACGUGAGCUACUGACUGUCAGUGUUUAAAUCCUUAACUGCUCUAUUUGAUUAUUUGUGAGCCAGCUAACAAGACUGGCUGCUCACGCAAGUUGACAUCGGGUCCAGGAACAACUCGUCAAAACAUGAAAAUGUCUUCUAAGCAACCGUUGUGUGUUCUGUUUUCCGGUUAUUGAAGACUAGUUCGACUGACAAGAGACAAAUGUCGGCUUUCAAGAGGUGAAAGUAACGUAAACCGCAGCAAACCGGUGACGCACAAGCUAGCUAGAGCUAGCGCCGCCGUCGUUAGCUUACAGGUUUGGCUCGUAAUAUUUAGGGCUGUUAAAAUAAUCCGCCGCCACAAAUGCUGAAAUAGUCGAAGUGGUAGCUAGAGAAUACGGUAGACAAGAAGGGACAUGGCUGGUAAUGACGACGGCAUCCCCGAGUUGGACCAACAAAAGUACGAUGCGGACGAACAGGUGAAGAUAAUCUGUCUGGGAGACAGUGCCGUUGGUAAAUCCAAGCUGAUGGAAAGGUUUCUCCUGGACGAAUAUCGACCACAGCAGUUGUCAACGUACGCAUUGACACUCUACAAACAUACCGCCAAGGUGGCCAACAAGACCGUAGCAGUGGAUUUCUGGGACACGGCCGGCCAGGAGAGGUUUCAGAGCAUGCACCCCUCAUACUACCACAAAGCACACGCAUGUAUCAUGGUUUUUGAUGUCCAGCGGAAGAUCACCUAUAAGAAUCUGGCCAACUGGUACAAGGAGCUGAGGGAGUACAGACCUGAGAUCCCCUGUUGUGUGGUGGCCAACAAGAUUGAUGCUGAUCAAAAAGUGACACAACGAAGUUUCAACUUUGCCAAGAAGCAGGGACUCCCUUUUUACUUUGUAUCUGCAGCAGAUGGCACUAACGUCGUAAAGAUGUUCAGGGAGAUGAUCAAGAGAGCCGCAGAAUACAAGCAAAACACUAGUAACUUCAUGGAUGAAGUCAUGCAAGAAUUAGAGUGGAGAGCCAGGACUGUAUGGGGGUAUACGGCGAAGCAAGUUUAGUGGGUUAGCGAGCUGUGUUGAGUUGAAAGCUGGACUUGCCCUUGCAGCGAAGGUACAGUAGCUCUCCUGUAUCACUGUGGCGAAACUCACAACCUGGUCAGGACCAGGUUAUGUCCAGGCUUUCAGCUUAAAAUCAGCUAUGAAAGUGCCACUGUUUCACUGUUUAACUAAUUUGGAGAUGGCGUCACCAUUUCUUGAGAACCUAAAAGGCUCCCGACGGGAAAUGGAGAAAAAAAUGUUGAAAAACAGAGCAUUCCCUGAUAUUAUCCAUCUAUGAAUGAGAUAGAUUUUCAGACGAGGGAAUGCGCUAGAUAUGCUCCCAGGAGCACCAGCAAUAAAAUACAAUAUGAAAUAUUAAUUAGGCCAACAUUAGCAAACAUAAGCGUCAUUACAGUCCUGGCGUGAUUACUCGUCAACGCUGCCAUCUAGUGGUCACAAUGAGAUACAACAAGACGACGCUCCAAAAAUAAAAACAAAAUAAUAUUUUUUUUGCUCCAAUUUAUUUAUUUUUAAAUGGAAAAGUGUUCAAAUGUCAAAGUUGGGCAGUGUUGAUAAAGGAAAAGACUAGUAGGGUAUGGUUAGUAUAAUAAAUUAGUGCUAACUUGCCCAUUACAUGCUCUGCAUUGUUCUGUCAGCUGUCCUUUCCUCGCUCUAUUGGUGGCGACAAAUGCUGCUUUUAGCAGUCAUAAUCUUUUGGGAACUUUUCAUAACGCUCCGUAGUAAUUUUGUACUCGUUUUUUGUAAAAUACACUGGCUUGGAUCGCUUCACUUUUCAGCGGAAGCACAAUAAUAUGGCGUCAACCGGCCCCUUUCAUGUGAACGCGCACUUAGCACAAAGCCGAAAACCCGGAUUUGACAAAGUGAGGUGAUAACUCCCGUCGCGGGACCAUUUAAGUCUGAUUGCGGAUGUUGGGUUUUGUCGAGCGGCAUCUUGAGCACAAACCUCAAACCUGGGUUUGUUGAGCCACUUUCGCCGUAGACCCCCAAAGUGAUUUGGGCAAACUCGCUGGAGCACCUCCGUCUACAGAACCGCUCUGGUCAGAGAGCCAGACGCAAUGGAACAUUUGAUGGGCUUUGUUAAUAAACAGUUCAGAUUUUCAUCCAGCUGGCAGAUUUGACAUUGAUAAAUCUGAUAUAUUGUCUGGUAUCUUUUAUCACCAACACAGAAAGACAAACAUAUACGCACAUCUCAACAACAGCUGCCUGCAUGGCUCGAAUGGGCCUGUCACUACGCAAUACGUACCCGGAACACAACUGGUGCUGCGCAUGCGCGAAGACUACGUCACUUCCUCCUUGAGCAAAUUUUUACGACAAUGCUUCUGUGACCUCACGUGCUGUGGUAGUUAUUUUUUAAAUGCAUCAACAUAAAUGGUCAACAACCAUACUUUAUAUAUGUAAUAUAUUGGGAGGUUAUUUUAUGAGUGACUCUUGUUAAAAUACUUCGUUAGCAUGCGGCUGUUUCUAUCGUCUUAUGACAUCCACCAAGACUGAGCUACGUAAAAACUUACGCAAUGCACGUAGCGCAGACGUAAACGUCGUAUCCAGUUACGUAUAAAUACAUAAAUAAAUUGAAUAAAACACAUAAAAUGCAGUUAUAUUACAAUGUAAGCAGAGUGCAAUGAGAGGAUUAUGGUCAAGUUUUUUUUUUUAAACGGAGAAAUACAACUCAUCCAAACAUAUCUUCCGAGCAAAUGCCUUUGUUUGUAUUUUUUUAGUGGUGAAAAAAACGUACAAUAAUUUAUGGAGCAAAGAAAAAAGGGCUUAUAAAUUGUCCACCUGCACCGUGGAUAUGAUCUAAGAAAAACAUGAUAGAUUAUGUUGUAAUUUCUCAAAUUUCUGUCUCUUAAUAACGUUUUUGGGGGUGGGGAGGGACGUAUAUUGCUUGCUGCUGUAAAAUAGAUCGAUGGAUGGCGUAGAUUACACAUGCCCAACAUGUGAGUGCCAAAGAAUAGGCCGACCGGAUGUAGACGUGUUCUGCACAUGCAUUGAACCGAUUGCCUUCCGGGUACGUAUUGCAUAGCGACAGGGCCAUCUGUCCUAAGCAGCCUUAGCUGCUCUGCCAGAUGCCUGGCGUAAAAAACAUGUCCGCCCUGAGCAGUGCCUGCACUAAAUACAAACGUUUAAUUAGGAAAUUCACAUAAGCGAUUGACCGGGUAAUUCCCAACGAUCGACUGGCCCAUCUCGACGGGUUGGUGACCCGUGCUGUAGUUGCAACAUAAUGUAGAAAUGUAAAAAUGGACAGUGGAUGGAAAAUAGCAUUUUAGGCUGACUUCACCAUGACCCUUACCACUGUUGAUUUGGAUUGGCACAAGAUGAAAAACACUUGGCUUGUUUUUUUCCACUUGGAUGACAUUUUGUCUUUGUAGAACUUUGAGCUUGAGAAGAAAGAAGCUAGCUCGGACACAGAAGGCGAUGAAGCAAAGAGGGAGAGCCCCGAGUUGCCCUGACAAAGAAAGUUUCAUGGGUGAUUUAUAAUCUUUCCCUUGCCAAUUGAAUGUACUUUUUGUCCAAAUAAUCUCCUGACAGCUGCUACAAGGCAUCUCAAACUUGUGUGUUUUGUAACUUGUUACCCACAGCUUAUUUUAAUUGUUUGAACAACAGAUUACAUUUUUAAGAGCUACAAACCUGUUAUGUCAUGUAAUAUGAAUGUGAACCACUCCGCUCUAACUGAUGCAGAGCCAAGAAAAUGUAUAUUUUCUGAUUUUCUGAUUUGUGUGCAACACCCACAGGAUGCCGCAUUUGUAUGUUUUAGUUUUGCCAGCAACCUGUAAAUGAAAACUCAGUGUACCACAUAAUAAAAUAGCGAUGUAUUGUUUCCCCUUAAAGCAGCACUUGUCAUAAAUAGCAGAGCAGCAGUUGUAAAGAAUGUAAACUAAACAAAAAAAAAAAGUGUAUGUGCUGUAUAUGUGAGUGUCAUGUUCGGUGUGACGUGUGAAUAAAUCUACUGAGCCACUGACUUAGCAGUUCAGGUUUUAAUUAUAAAUGUGUUACAUAAUAUAACAAACGUAUCUCUGUGGCGGCCAUAUAUCGAGCAACAUCUCAGACUUGUAGCACCCUCCCUUGCUGUGUUAGCAUGAGUGAUGCUAAGUUAAGUCUGAUUAUUUGUAUUGUAGCUUCAGGGGGUGAUGGUGAUGAUGUGUUCAGUUCAGCUGACCAGCAAGUCAAGGCUGAGAUGUUGCAGCGAUACGUCAACCAUUCAAAACUUCACAGUGCAAACAAGGAGAGAGGAAAAAAAAAACAACAAUGAAAGAAAAAUGAAAACCCUUCUAUGAUAAAAUCAGGGGAUGUUUUUAAAAAGUUAACACCCCCUCUCUCACGAUGUAGAUUGUGCUUUGUUGAUCGGAAAAGCAGCAAACGAUAACCUUUCACUGAACUGAUUAGCCCAAAUGAUGUGUCAAGCAUCAGGUCACGAGUGUGUUUGUGGUAUGAAACAAUCUUGUCGGUAACUCAAACCUCUAAAAGUUUCACUUAGAUGGAACAUAAACUGCAAAUAAAGCCAUAUGAAUUCAAAUAGAAAUGUAAAACAGCAGUGAUUCUCCACUGGUAGGUCGCGGGUCUUUGCCUUGGCAAUAAAAUAAUACUGUGAUGAGCCGAUGUCCAUGAAUGCAACAUAACUGUUGGAAACAGUCUCGAAAUAUAAGCUAUUUGAGAAGUUGAGUUGAAAAAUGUCCGCAACUUGGGUCGCCCCUUGUCACUGAGGAGUGACGGUGUGUCCCGCCGCCAAACCAGUUGAGAACCACUGAUCUAAAGCCUGCCUUGUCUGUACUAAAGUGAGACUAAUGACUGGAGGUCCUCUGAUGGGAAACAAGUGAGUGAGCUAUCAAAUGUCUGCAGUUCUCAAGAUUUUCAGGAGAUGGCACCAUAUUAUUGAGUCUGUAACAGCUCAAAAUGCUGCAACUAAGAUAGUCUUAAAGAC
This is a messenger RNA of Dunckerocampus dactyliophorus (ringed pipefish), 5091 nucleotides long. RefSeq names its product RAB, member of RAS oncogene family-like 2 (gene rabl2). Lineage: Eukaryota; Metazoa; Chordata; Actinopteri; Syngnathiformes; Syngnathidae. The coding region runs from base 540 to 1175 and encodes 211 amino acids. The transcript has 8 exons. The record is from RefSeq and is a predicted model, not a curated record. Gene Ontology annotation, molecular function: GTPase activity; GTP binding. Gene Ontology annotation, cellular component: endosome; Golgi apparatus.